CGAUUAACAAUUAAUGCGUUUGCGGAUAUUUGAAGGAGCAUUCUUCUAAAUACAGUUUAUCAUUGUUUUAGAUUUCGUUAUAGAUUUAGGUGACUCAUGCGCAAUUGACAGCUAUUGUUCAGCCAUGUUCGUUGGUUUACAUUCGGGAAGUGUUUUGUAGUAGUGAAAUAAUAUUGGUUUCAACUGAACAGUAAUAAAGUUUUCCGGCCAAAAAUGGCAGGAAAUGUAGGAAUGGAGCAGCUUAUUCCAAUUGUGAAUAAGCUGCAAGACGCCUUUACUCAGUUAGGGGUGCACAUGACUUUGGAUUUACCACAAAUAGCCGUUGUGGGCGGACAAUCAGCAGGGAAAAGCUCCGUAUUGGAAAAUUUCGUGGGGAGAGACUUCCUUCCUCGAGGUUCUGGUAUUGUUACUCGCAGGCCACUUAUCUUGCAGUUGAUAAAUUCAAAUACUGAGUAUGCCGAAUUUUUACACAACAAAGGAAAGAAGUUCGUCGACUUUGAUGAAGUACGCCGAGAAAUUGAGGCUGAAACUGACCGUGUGACGGGUUCUAAUAAGGGUAUUUCAAAUAUUCCGAUUAAUUUAAGAGUGUAUUCUCCUAAUGUUUUGAAUUUGACUCUAAUUGAUCUGCCAGGUCUUACCAAAGUGCCUAUAGGUGAUCAACCAGCUGAUAUUGAACAUCAAAUUAAGUCUAUGAUUAUGCAAUUCAUCAAAAGAGACUCUUGCCUAAUUCUUGCCGUUACACCCGCGAAUACUGAUUUAGCGAAUUCGGAUGCCCUGAAAUUGGCAAAGGAGGUUGACCUUCAAGGGAUACGUACAAUUGGUGUGAUAACUAAGUUAGAUUUAAUGGACGAGGGUACCGAUGCUCGUGACAUUUUAGAAAAUAAAUUAUUACCUUUACGUAGAGGAUAUAUAGGUGUUGUGAAUCGUUCACAAAAAGACAUUGAUGGUAGAAAAGAUAUUAAAGCCGCGCUCUCUGCAGAACGACAGUUUUUUAUCAGCCAUCCGUCGUAUCGACACCUUGCUGACCGCUUAGGUACACCUUACUUACAAAGGAUUCUUAAUCAGCAACUUACGAAUCACAUUAGAGACACUUUACCUGGACUGCGUGAUAAAUUACAGAAACAAUCACUUACCCUGGAAAAAGAUGUAGAUCAAUUUAGACAUUUUAGACCUGAUGAUCCCUCUAUCAAAACAAAGGCUAUGCUUCAAAUGAUUCAACAACUUCAAUCUGAUUUCGAACGUACAAUUGAAGGUUCAGGUUCUGCUCAGAUAAAUACUAUGGAACUUUCGGGUGGUGCUAAAAUCAAUAGGUUAUUUCAUGAACGGUUUCCGUUUGAAAUUGUUAAAAUGGAAUUUGAUGAGAAGGAACUACGCAGGGAAAUUGCUUUCGCUAUUAGAAACAUUCACGGUAUAAGAGUGGGCCUCUUUACUCCGGACAUGGCAUUUGAAGCAAUUGUUAAAAAGCAAAUAUCUCGUCUUAAAGAACCAUCAUUAAAGUGUGUCGAUUUGGUAGUAACCGAAUUAACGAAUGUUGUUCGAAUUUGUACUGAGAAGAUGGCGCGCUAUCCACGAUUACGAGAAGAAACUGAAAGAAUCAUCACUACACACAUACGACAGAGGGAACAGCUAUGCAAAGAACAGUUGAUACUUCUUGUUGACUGUGAAUUAGCUUAUAUGAAUACGAAUCAUGAAGACUUUAUCGGUUUUGCAAAUGCCCAAAAUCAAUCAGAAAACUCAAACAAAACGGGAUCGGCGAGAGGAUUAGGAAAUCAAGUUAUUAGAAAGGGCUACAUGUGUAUCCAUAAUCUUGGUAUAAUGAAAGGCGGCUCUAGAGAUUAUUGGUUUGUUCUCACAUCGGAAAGCAUUUCAUGGUUUAAAGAUGAAGAAGAAAGAGAUAAGAAGUAUAUGUUGCCUUUAGAUUCGCUUAAGUUACGGGAUAUGGAACAAGGUUUUAUGUCACGCAGGCAUAUGUUCGCACUGUUCAAUCCUGACGGUAGAAACGUUUACAAAGACUAUAAACAAUUAGAAUUAAGUUGCGAAACCUUAGACGAAGUGGACUCCUGGAAAGCGUCAUUUUUAAGGGCGGGGGUUUAUCCAGAAAAGCAAACUGAGCAGCAGAAUGGCGACGAGACUAGCGGUGAAGGCGGAGGAGGCAGUUCAAUGGAUCCCCAAUUGGAAAGACAAGUAGAAACAAUCCGCAACCUUGUAGACAGUUACAUGCGAAUUGUAACCAAAACAACACGUGACCUUGUACCUAAGACGAUAAUGCUUCUUAUCAUAAAUCACAGCAAAGACUUCAUAAAUGGAGAACUCUUAGCUCAUCUCUAUGCAAGCGGUGAUCAGUCACAAAUGAUGGAAGAGUCACCAGAGGAGGCACUGAAAAGGGAAGAAAUGUUACGCAUGUAUCAUGCCUGCAAAGAAGCCCUACGUAUUAUUGGUGAUGUAUCGAUGGCCACAGUGUCAACACCCGUACCUCCCCCUGUCAAAAAUGAUUGGUUGGCAAGCGGUUUGGAUAAUCCUAGAUUAUCGCCUCCCAGCCCUGGUGGAACAAAACGAGCAGCACCCUCUAUGGGCCAAGUUGGAACGACAGGCUCUUUAGGCUCAGGUGGGUCAAGGGUACCACCUCCACCACCGGCAUCAGGUCGUCCAGCACCAGCGAUACCAAAUCGGCCUGGGGGAGGCGCACCUCCAAUGCCACCCGGACGACCUCAAGGACAAGCUUUACCAGCUCCGUUAAUUCCAACCCGAGUGAGUGGACAAACUCCAGGGGGUAUCCAGGUGCCCCAGCAGGUGCAGUUAGCUGUGGGACGUGCAGUUACGAAUGCGGCUGUCAACGAACUUGCCAACGCCUUCAAGUUUAACAACCGUCCUGUUCCAAAUAUACCUCCACGAUUACCAGAUCGACCAUACUCAGGGAGACCCAACUAGUAAACUAGUCAUUAUUAGUGGGGCAUAAGGGACCAAACUUGAUGUAUUUAAUGUGCUAAUCAGUGCGUAAACACAAUGUGCUUGAUAAAGUACUUUUAACGAAUAUUGUGAGAGAUUAAGUGCACAUCAUUAGCAACACAGAUUUGAUUUAUUUUUUUAACGCAAUUCUACUCAUGUACAUAUCUUUGCAAAGUAAUAUUUAAACGGUUGUGAAUAAAUGAGCUUUCAGUUGGUCGACAAAUUACACCCAUUACCUCCUAGCUUCGUUUCAAGUGUACAUAUUAGUUUUAUAUUAUGUACCUGAUCGUGCCUACAUUCUUCUAAUGCUCAAUUUUUUAAACAAUAAAAACCUAAGGUGGCUCAUUGUUUGUGUAAAAAUUGUAAUUUGUCAAUAAGGAAGUAGGUAGAUAUUUUGGAACCGAUAAAUUAAAAUGUACAAAUGAUGUGCAUAAAUACAUCAUCAUUUUCCAUAAAAUCAUUUAGUAUUUUUCUAUGCAUUUUCACUAUGCGAAAUUUUUGUGCUUAAUUUUUUAACUAUAGGUAGCUAAUGUUUAAAAGUGAGACCGUGCAUCCAUGAAUCGUAUUUCAUCACAAACUAGUCCAAUUGUAGUAUUAUUAAAGUGUUAAUAUGUAUAAUUUUUUUCAAAAUAACUGUUUAUUGCUGUACCAUAACAAAUA
This is a messenger RNA of Photinus pyralis (common eastern firefly), 3606 nucleotides long. Its product is annotated as dynamin. Lineage: Eukaryota; Metazoa; Arthropoda; Insecta; Coleoptera; Lampyridae. The transcript is spliced from 16 exons. Gene Ontology annotation, cellular component: cytoplasm; synapse; plasma membrane. The coding region runs from base 214 to 2928 and encodes 904 amino acids. The record is from RefSeq and is a predicted model, not a curated record. Gene Ontology annotation, biological process: receptor-mediated endocytosis. Gene Ontology annotation, molecular function: GTP binding; microtubule binding; GTPase activity.